Lodderomyces jiufengensis is the source of this 3258-nucleotide messenger RNA. RefSeq lists its product as uncharacterized. The coding region runs from base 1 to 3258 and encodes 1085 amino acids. NCBI's taxonomy places the organism in Eukaryota, Fungi, Ascomycota, Pichiomycetes, Serinales, Debaryomycetaceae. Gene Ontology annotation, biological process: regulation of mitotic cell cycle; mitotic spindle organization. Gene Ontology annotation, molecular function: protein binding. Gene Ontology annotation, cellular component: mitotic spindle. The record is from RefSeq and is a predicted model, not a curated record. The transcript has a single exon.
AUGAGUGAAAUUGAAUCAACUCAAUUGAAUAUCCCCUAUACAUCAACUACUAUAAAUCGUGAUAAUUUCAAAUUUCAAAUCAAACAAAUUAUUGGAACAUCAGCCAGAACAAAACAACAAUUAUCAAUUCAAGAUGAUUUAAUCGCAUAUACUGCAAGUGGUGGAGUAGUUGUAAAUAAAAUUAAUAAAUCAAAUAAUGAAGUUAUUAGUCAACGAUUUUUUUGUGCAAAUAAUAGUACAAAACAUAAUAAUGAUUCUAUUGGAAUUUCAUCAGCAAAUGCUUAUUUAGAUAUAAUUAAGGGAAACGUUACAGGAAUAGAUGAUGAAGUGAAAAAAGAUUCAUAUGGGUUUCAAAUAACUAAUGAACCACUAGAAAUUUACGGAAACUCAUUCUCAUCAAAUGAUUUUGAAGAUAAUGCACCAAAUAAUGGAGCUUCACCAUCAAAAUUAAAAGAUAAAGUUAGAUCAAUUAAUUGUAUUACAAUAUCACCAAAUAAAAAAUUAUUAGCAAUUGGGGAAACAGGUUAUCAACCAAGAGUUUUAAUUUUUUCAUUAGCUCCAAAUUCUCAAGAUUCUCCUAUUAUGGUGAUAUAUGAACAUUCAUAUGGAAUUGACAAGUUAGUAUUUUCACCAGAUUCAAAAAAUUUAUGUUCCUUGGGUGUUAUUAACGAUGGUUGUAUCAAUAUUUGGAAGUUGACUUUAAGUGGGAUUGUACUACAAGCAAGUAAUAGAUGUUCAAAUAUUAUCAACAAAAUUCUUUGGCAUGAAAAUUUGAUAAUAACUAUCGGUUUAAGAUUUAUUAAAAUAUGGAGUUUUGAAAAUAAUAAUUCUAAUAAACCAAUAGUAUUGAAAGGAAGAAAUGCUCAUUUAGGUAUAUUAAUGAGUUUAAACUUUAUUCAUAUGAGUAUCUUGAACGAUGAUGAAGUCUUGAUAGUAACAAAUUUUAAUCAUUUACUAGUGUUAAAAUUAAAUUUUGAUUCUCCAAAAUUGGUUGCAUUGAAAAGUCCUUCAGAAGAAUUUUAUUCAAUUUGUGUUGAUUAUAUGAAUGAAUUAGUAUGGCUCGGUGGAAUAAAUGACAAAAUUACAAGUUUACCAAUUAAAAAUUUGACUCCCGUUGAAUUGAAUACUAUUAAUUUACCUCCACCUGAAUCAUCAAGUACAAAACUACAUCAAAAAUUAAAUGGGAUUUUUGGAGUCUCGUAUAGUGAACUAAAUUCAUCUCAAAAAUUAAUUUUACAAUUGAAUGAAUUUUCCAAAGACUACUUAAUAUAUCUAAGUGAAAAUGAAGAAAUUAGAUUUUAUAAUAAAGAAGACUCCAACUUGGAUAAAUUAUUAACUAACUCCAUCAUCAAUAGUAUAAGUGGAGUCAAGAAAAGCUACAACAAGGAUUACCUAGUUUUUUCAAAAGAUGGAGUAAUCAAAAAGUUAACUGACUCAUGUGAUUUGGAAAAUCUACUACAAUAUGAUAUUCCUGGUAAUGAAGUUAUCACAAAUACUUUAACUGCAGUUGAACACUUCAAUAACAAAUUUGUUUUGGGAGAUAGGUAUGGGUCCUUGUAUAUAGUUGAAAAAGUCAUCAAUGACGAUCAAGAAAGUGAAAGCAAUGUCAUUUUUCAAAUAAAAGCUCAUACUUCUACCAUAAAUAAAAUAUUGUAUUUCAAACAACAUGAUCACGAAUUGAUUUGCACAAUAUCAAGAGAUAGAACAAUACAAAUGUUUGUUAAUAAACCUGCUGGUUGGGAAUUAUUACAAACUAUACCUAUUCAUAAUGGAAAUGUUUUUGAAAUUUCACUUCAUGAAAAUCAAUUGAUUGUUUGUUCAAGUGAUAGAACGAUAUCAGUCCAUACUAUUAAUGUUGAACCAGAUUUAAUGUUAACAACUUUUAAAAUUAUUACGUUGAAAUCUACUCCAGUUGUAAUUGGACUAUUCGAGAAUGAGUUAGUUGUAUCCACAAUUGAUAAACAAUUAUUAAUAUAUGAUCUUAACUUUGAUCUCAAAAGAUCAAUGAAAUUAACGAAUGAGAAGCUUAAUGAAAGUUUGCUUGUUGAAUUAAUGGUAAAAUAUCAAAAUUUAUUAAUUGUUUCGUGCUCAGAUAAAUCUUUAAGAGCAUUUGAUUAUACUACCGGGAAGUCAAUUGGUGUAUCAUGGGGUCACCUGGAAUCUUUAAUGGCAUUGUUUAUCAAUAAUAACGAUGAAAUUAUAUCAAUUGGUAAUGACGGUUGUUUAUUUGCUUGGUCAAUUAAUAGUAAUGAAAAAAUAAGACCUCAAUCAAUAGAAAGAAGUUUAACUGAUGAAGAUUUUCAACCAUUAUAUAGUAAAGUUGCAAGGAAAAUAUUACCUACAGUUCCAAUUGGAUCGACUUCACCAAAAGAUACAUCAAUUGAUAAAAAUACACUCGGUGGGGUAAUCGGUUCAAACAAAGAAAGUUUAACAAACAAGACACCAUUGAUAUCACCAGAUACACCAACUCCAAAAUUAUCAACAGCUACUUUAAAAAGAAUGGAAGCUAAGAAAACUCAAUCCACUACAACAUCACCAGCAAGAUCAAGAUCAGUAUCACCAGUUAGAUCAUCACAACCUCAAAAAUCAACAACAGUCACUACAACAUCAACAUCAACAAUUCGCUCACCAACUAGACCAACGUUUCCAUUACAUAAAUCCCAAAAUGCACUUAGUGGAAUUACAAAAUUAAAUCAACCAUUAUCAUCACCAAGUCCAGCAAGACGCGGACCCACAUCUCCAAAGUCAUCUGUAGAUUUGGGAUCAAGUAACAAAGCAAGACCUUUUAUUCAAUUAAAUAGUAGUCCGACAAGAAGUUCAUUCAAAUUUAAUAACACUUCAUUACCCAAUCAAAAUAAUACCACAUCAAAUAAUAACUCAUUAACUCCUAAUACAAUUGAUUUUGAUUCCACUAUGAAGUUUAUGGAUAAUUUAAUUGAAAAUUCAUCUAAAUUUAAGGAUGAUGAAAAACAAAAACUUGUGAAUAAACUAAAUGAACUAAAACUAAAAUUAGGCGUUAAUCCAACAAACGAAACAGAUAUAUUAGAAAACUACUCAAACAAAUUAAUAUCAUUAGUCGAACAGAAAUUAAACAUUGCAAAGAAUGGCCAUACUAAAUCACCUUUAAAUAAAAGAGAUUUUUCCAACAAGAGUAAUAGUGGGAUUUCUCAUGAUGAUAUAUCUACAAUUAUUGCAACUAAUGUUGAUUUAGAUUUGAAAGAAAUUAAUAGUAGUGUUUUAUUAGAUGAUAUUGAUUAA